Messenger RNA from Chondrus crispus (carragheen), 4855 nucleotides. Its product is annotated as WD40-repeat containing protein. The record is from RefSeq and is a predicted model, not a curated record. The transcript has 2 exons. Lineage: Eukaryota; Rhodophyta; Florideophyceae; Gigartinales; Gigartinaceae. Gene Ontology annotation, biological process: signal transduction. Gene Ontology annotation, molecular function: ADP binding; protein binding. The coding region runs from base 1 to 4146 and encodes 1381 amino acids.
AUGCCGGAAAGCUUCCCGCAAGAGACGGGACCAAGUAGAAAACGGCGAAAGAUACAGUCUCCCGAUGUGUUCAUAAGCCAUGCUGGCCCGGACAAGCUACACAUCGCACGUCCCCUUUCUGAGAAAUUGCAAGCUCAUGGUUUAAAUUGCUUCCUCGACAGAAUGUCGAUGGAGCCCGGGGACUACGAACAGGAUGAAAUGACGAAGGCUAUGGAAUCUGCGAAGGUCGGUGUUUUCAUUCUUUCUCCCGAGUUUGCGGCUCGAAAGUGGACGAUGAGGGAACUGCGUUGCUUCCUACGCCGACGGAUUGAGGCGAUAGGGAGUGGGAUGCGACCACCGACACUGAUUCCGGUGUUUUACAGACUAAGUAUUCCUGAAUGCGGAGAGUUGGAUCCAGAUCGCUACUGGGAUGAUGCAGGAAAUAAUAUUUUUGAAGUUGAGAAGUUUUUUAGCGAGGAACGACAGCGCGAAGCGAGCACGGAUACGGUGAAGGGGGAGCUACACGAGCUGGCAGAAUUCAAUGGGAUUGAAAAUGAAGUAGGGGCAACAAACCUGCCGGGAGAUCGAUUCGGCCAUGGUAAAAGGGCACAUCUUGUGGAGCAAGUAUUUCUGUGGGUGAAAAAGAAAUGUGAGGAGGAUUCAAGUGAUGAAGUGAGAGAAGUUUUGAAUGCAAGUGGCCAAGUUGGAACCCAAGCUGCCGUCACGUCCACCGCACGAUGUGCGGUUGAUAAGUUCACGCCCUGUAUACACGCAGAGCACAAUCCCGACGAAAUAUAUUUGCAACUGAAUUCUCGGGGGAUCGAUGGAUCACCGAAUACGUGUGAGGCGCGGCUAAAGGAGGCCGUGCUAAGUACCGAUAGGAAUACAAGUAUAGGAGCGACGGCAACGGGGAAGGGCGGAGUCGGGAAGACAUGCGCUCUUCGAGCGAUUGCGCACGACGAUGACAUCAAGGCUCGGUUUUCAGGCGGAGUGUACUUCAUGUCUUUGGGGAAAGACGCCAACGUAGGGCGGCUGAUUGAGCAACUGUGUAUAGCCGUAGAGGCGUCUGGUGGCAACCAGGCGGCUGCGAAAAUGCAGGAGCAAAGCGAGUUGAGCAGGGUACUGACCAAGAUGCGAGCAUGGUUCAACACACGUGUAUGCCUGUUCAUUAUUGAUGAUGUGUGGGCCGUGAAUGGUAUAGAUGCGUGUAUUCUUCAGAAGUUGUCCACUCUCGCUGCCGCCACAGGAGACAUCCGAGAGAGGAGCAGACUUCUGUAUUCCACGAGAGACUCAGAGCUGAAACAGGUCGGUAAGCGAGUGACUUUCGAGCCGAGGGAAAGAGAAGGGAGAGAUUCAGUUCACAUGCUCAUGCUCGCGAGCGGGGCGAACCCGGAGGAAGCGAAUGAUCCGAGAUGCAAAGAGGCCGUGAGCAAAAUCUUGAAAUUGUGUGCUGGUUUGCCGCUGGCUCUGAACGUAGCCGGGACGGGUGUCAGGUACAUGAGAGAUAGAUGGGAGGGAGAAAAGUCACAAGCGUGGGAGACAUACCUUUCGAAGAUGAAGAGCCGCAACACGAUUCGUAGUGAGAGUCCAGGGGAUGGGUAUUUGUUGUCGUUAGACGCGACAUUACAUGCGUCACUAGAGAUUGUGGAGUCCGGCAUGGGGAGCGAUGCGGAGAGGUUAGGUCAGUUUUCGUUUCGAAAGAUACAUCGGAGUCUGUGUGUUAUGAAGAAACAAGACCGGAUGCCUUUGUCGUUGGUAAGAGAUUUGUGGGAGAUGGACUACGAAUCGGCUGAAAAGUACGCGAUUCAGAUGGAAAGGGUUGGUUUAGUAGACCUUCAUUACGACAAGGAUUGUGGGUGGAUACGGAUGCAUGAUCUGACGCACGAUUUUGCGGUGCAGGAGGCGCAGAAGGAAGAAAGUGUAACGGUUUGGUAUAAGAAGUUGGCAGAUGUAUGCCGGCAGGGAAGAGGACUGCUUGGUAUGACUGAGAGCGAGGGUAGAGAGAGCAAGGAUGCAAGAGAGAAGUAUGUUUUCGAGAAUAUAUAUCGCGUUCUGAAACAGGGCGGGUAUGUGGAGGAGCUGAAGAAUCUAUUCUUGAGUGCGCGAUGGGUGAAGGCAGUGAUACAGAGAGGAAGUGUGCGGCAAUACGAGGAAGCUGUAAAGGAUCUCAAUAGCUUUUUGAGGAACACGGGAGGAAGCGAGAGCCUUUUAAGGGAUACCAGAGAAGAAGAUUCAGUGUAUGCGAUGGAAUUGAUGAUGAGAGCUGCACGACUGAGUGUACCUUUUUGUGGUGAAAGCAGUGCAGGGAUUUACUUUCAACUGCACGGAAGAAUCAAGCACAGGGCAUCAGAAUUAUGUAGUGUGCGAGGGAUACUCGACGAAAUCGAGGAACACGCGCCACGACCAUGGCUGCGGCCUGUGAGUGAAUGUGUAGGGCGAGCGGGAGGAAGUUUGGUGCAGCACAUUGUGCUUCGGACUACCGCUCACGAAGUCGGCAUGGACUCAACGGGUGGCGUGUAUGGACUCUAUUCGAACUCGCGCCGUACCAGGAUCACAGUUUUCGCACAGUCUCCAGACAAGGAAAUGAAGAUGACUAAAUUAGACAACGAUUUUGGAACGGGGAGCCGAGAAUUAACGUGCGGUUGUGUCAGCAUGAGCAAACGCUAUGCAGUUAUCGGAUAUGGUGAUGGGACACUACAGUUCUGGAGUGUAUCGGAAAAGAAAAUGUUGUGGAGUGUCUGCGGUCAUGAAUCGCGGGUGCGUAGCGUUGCGAUGAGUGGUGAUGGAAAACGUGCAGUAUCUGGAUCGGAUGACGAGAGCGUACGAGUUUGGGACGUGGACACAGGACUGCAAAUCGGCGACGCAUUAACUGGACACACGGAUUGGGUGAAUAGCGUUGCGAUGAGUGGUGAUGGAAAACGUGCAGUGUCUGGAUCCCGGGACAAGAGCGUACGAGUUUGGGACGUGGACACAGGACUGCAGAUCGGCGACGCAUUACCUGGACAUACGCUUGCGGUGCGUAGAGUUGCGAUGAGUGGUGAUGGAAAACGUGCAGUAUCUGGAUCCUGGGACAUGAGCGUACGAGUUUGGGAGGUGGACACAGGACUGCAAAUCAGCGAGGUAUUUGGGCACACGCAUUGGGUGCGGAGCGUUGGGAUGAGUGGUGAUGGAAAACGUGCAGUAUCUGGAUCGGAAGACGAGAGCGUACGAGUUUGGGACGUGGAUACGGGACUGCAAAUUGGCGACGCAUUAACUGGACACACGGGUGGGGUGCGCACGGGUGGGGUGUAUAGCGUUGCGAUGAGUGGUGAUGGAAAACGUGCAGUAUCUGGAUCCUUGGACAAGGGCGUACGAGUUUGGGACGUGGACACAGGACUGCGAAUCGGCGACGCAUUAACUGGACACACGAGUGUGGUGUCUCACGUUGCGAUGAGUGGUGAUGGAAAACGUGCAGUAUCUGGAUCCUGGGACAAGAGCGUACGAGUUUGGGACGUGGACACAGGACUGCAAAUCGGCGAGGCAUUUGGGCACACGCAUUGGGUGCAGAGCGUUGGGAUGAGUGAUGAUGGAAAACGUGCAGUAUCUGGAUCCUGGGACAUGAGCGUACGAGUUUGGGACGUGGACACAGGACUGCAAAUCGGCGACGCAUUAACUGGACACACGGGUAGGGUGCGGAGCGUUGCGAUGAGUGGUGAUGGAAAACGUGCAGUAUCUGGAUCCUUGGACAAGAGCGUACGAGUUUGGGACGUGGACACAGGACUGCAAAUCGGCGACGCAUUAACUGGACACGCGGGUUGCGUGACGAGCGUUGCGAUGAGUGGUGAUGGAAAACGUGCAGUAUCUGGAUCCUUGGACAAGAGCGUACGAGUUUGGGACGUAGAGAAAGGGAUUACAGUUCAUCUCGGAAAGUUGGAGGACUGGCAAGAUAUCGUGGAGAGAUUUCUGAAUGCAGAGGACUUGGGUGCCGUCUCUCGCACUGGACAUAGGCGCAAAAGGCGCAAAGUUUUUGAGAGCGGGGGGAAAAUUGUGCAUGAGCGAGAGGAUGGCUCUGAGGCUGUUUUGACGCAGCUGGAGAGUACGGUAACCUGGUGGGAGGUAGACGAUAAUCAUGGGGUCUUUGUUGCAGCGGCCGGCAACCGGGUGGCUAUUAUGAAGCUAGUGGUCUAGGUGUGUAUAGGUCUAGGUGUGUAUAUUCUACUUCCCUUGUCCUCUCGGCCAGACACAGACGUUUCUAUUGUACGGUACGUGGUGGCACCUGUGGUGGGGAUAGCCUGUCUGGUUUUCUUACAUGAAAAAAAUCUUGAGAAUUCCGGUUUAUUGACCGCGUCGUCUGGAAUCUUCUGCAGCGUGCAAAAGGGAGAAAUACGUGACCUGUCUUCAGGAAACGUCAGUGGGGGCGAAAACGCAGCCUGAUGCGCGCUACUGUCUCAUGGCGAUGCUAUGGCCCCUGUCCCAUGAGCAUGAGAAAUGCAUGGGACAUAUGCACGGGUUGACGAUGAAUACGUAGGAUACACGAUGGAAAUCGAGUCAUCCCGUUUCGUGUGGUGAAGGCCGACAGCUUUUGAAGUUUCUGUGGAAGUGAGCGAUUUCCUGCGCAAUGGCGGUGGCAACAGGGAGCUCAGGCACGUCCUCAGGAGGUACGGUACCCUUCUCACUCUCUGCCUUCCUUGAGAGAGUGGCACCUUGAGAGAGUGGCAUAUUGUUUUGUAGUGCGGUGCUGUUUGCAUGCAUCCGUGCACACCAACAGUGAGGGCGUGUCUUAACAGGCUAGUUUUUGCUUGCCUUGCCCGGUUUUGCCAGGAAUACUUUUAAAUUCUUAACAAAUACCGUAUGCUUCUUAAGCCCUUGCUUUUCUUAAACACAUAAAUUAAAACGU